GGUGCGAAAUUGCUCGGAGCAUCUUGCCGGAAUCGGACUGUACGGAGUAGCUGAAUCCCCACGAUUUGAAGAAUGUUGGACCGAAACCAAACGAUGUAAAAAAAUCGGUUUCGGUUUAAUUAAACCGAAACCGCCGGUUGGGCAUGUUUUCACAUACUAUAAGUUAUGAAACAUAAAUCACUGCCCUAGGUGAGGGGAGAAGCGGAGCUCGAUUCCUCCACUCAGUCACUCUCUUCAUUCGAUUAGGUGAUAGAAGCUGAGCUUGAUUCGUCCCCCACCGCUUGUUGCCCUUAGCUGCCCGUUCCUAUCCCCUUGUUCCAUCCCGCCCCUUACUCUAUCUAAAUCGGACCGGAGAUGGAGUACGUCAACCCAGAAGGUCUUCGCUUGGAUGGUCGCCGUCCAAUGGAGAUGAGGCAGCUUCGGGCAGAAAUAGGCGUUGUUUCAAAAGCUGACGGCUCAGCGUUAUUUGAAAUCGGAAACACUAAAGUCAUUGCGGCAGUUUACGGUCCUCAAGAGGUCCAAAACAGGAGUCAGCAACUUAACGACCAGGCAUUGGUGAGAUGCGAAUAUAGCAUGGCAAAUUUUAGCACUGGAGAUCGUCAUAGAAGACAGAAAGGUGACAGGCGAUCCACAGAGAUAUCUCUGGUAAUUCGGCAGACAAUGGAAGCCUGCAUAUUGACACACCUGAUGCCUCGUUCUCAGAUAGAUAUUUUUGUUCAAGUUCUUCAAGCAGAUGGUGGGACAAGAUCAGCAUGCAUAAAUGCAGCAACGUUGGCCCUCGCUGAUGCUGGUAUUCCAAUGCGCGAUCUAGUUACCUCAUGUGCUGCUGGAUACUUGAAUGGAACUCCUUUGCUUGAUCUAAACUAUGUUGAAGAUAGUGCUGGUGGCCCUGAUGUCACGGUUGGGAUUCUGCCUAAAUUAGAUAAAGUGACACUACUUCAGAUGGAUGCUAAAUUACAGUUGGAUACUUUUGAGAAUGUGAUGCAAUUAGCAAUAGAAGGCUGCAAAGCGGUGGCAAGUUACAUUAAGGAAAUACUAUUGGAGAACACCAAGCAAUUGGAGUCUCGCCGGGGAGUAUGAUUACAUUGCGGUAUGGUUAAUUGGAUAAUUCUCCAAUACUUCAAUACUAGCAUUAGAGGACUCUAGCAGAUCAUUGAUGAACAGGGGGACACCGAAUAUUUUGUUCUUCAUUAGCCCAUGUAAACACUUGAUAUACAUCUCGUUUUUUUCCCAUUUUAAUCUGAACUUCGAUACAAAUUUGAAGGACA
Molecule: messenger RNA, 1268 nt
Organism: Andrographis paniculata
Lineage: Eukaryota; Viridiplantae; Streptophyta; Magnoliopsida; Lamiales; Acanthaceae
Product: exosome complex component RRP41 homolog
Exons: 12
Coding region: 355-1080 (241 amino acids)
Biological process (GO): U4 snRNA 3'-end processing; rRNA catabolic process; poly(A)-dependent snoRNA 3'-end processing
Cellular component (GO): cytoplasmic exosome (RNase complex); nuclear exosome (RNase complex); nucleolus
Source: RefSeq, a predicted model, not a curated record